AUGCCUAUUCUGCACAUUGUGAUAUUCAAACUCAAGCCCGGCGUGACCGACGCUCAGCUCGCCGAGAUGCGAACUGCCGGUGAGGCCAUGGUUGGCCAAAUACCAGGUCUUCGAUCAUUCCAAAUGGGCGGUGUACUCGCGAGUACCGCGCAUCGAGCACAGGGAUUUGACAUGGGCGUGAUGGCUGUCUUGGAUACGGAACAGAACGUGCUUGAUUAUGCAUCGCACCCCGCACAUUUGGUUGUUCACAAGAUUCGGGAAGUUCUUUGCACGGACACGCUUGUAUAUGAUAUGCAAGUGUAG
Talaromyces rugulosus is the source of this 303-nucleotide messenger RNA. RefSeq lists its product as uncharacterized. Bases 1 to 303 code for a protein of 100 amino acids. The record is from RefSeq and is a predicted model, not a curated record. The transcript has 3 exons. Lineage: Eukaryota; Fungi; Ascomycota; Eurotiomycetes; Eurotiales; Trichocomaceae.